This is a messenger RNA of Carya illinoinensis, 2088 nucleotides long. Its product is annotated as SWI/SNF complex subunit SWI3A. Gene Ontology annotation, molecular function: protein binding. The record is from RefSeq and is a predicted model, not a curated record. The transcript is spliced from 7 exons. Lineage: Eukaryota; Viridiplantae; Streptophyta; Magnoliopsida; Fagales; Juglandaceae. The coding region runs from base 102 to 1775 and encodes 557 amino acids.
AAUCCGCGCAAAUGUUAAGGGUUUCGAGGGACAGGUAAGAUCCGAACACAGGGACUCACUCAGGAGCGUGCUCAGUUAGCCUGGUCCGAGACUCCGAAAAGAUGGAAACCACACCACAUGACCCGACUUCUAAACCCGACGAACCAGAGCUCGACCUCUACACCAUUCCAAGCCACUCUAGUUGGUUCUUGUGGGACGAAAUCCACGAAACCGAGAAACUCGCUCUAAGAGAAUUCUUCGACGGAAGCUCUUUUUCAAGGACGCCCAAAAUAUACAAGGAGUACAGAGAUUUUAUCAUCAAUAAGUACAGAGAAGAGCCUUCGAGGCGGCUUAGCUUCACUGACGUCCGAAAAUCGCUGGUGGGCGAUGUUAGCUUGCUCCACAAGGUUUUUAAGUUCUUGGACGAGCGGGGGUUGAUAAAUUUCGGUGCGCCUUCCGGUAGCAAUACUAGUUUGGUGGUGGUGGAGGAUGGGGAGGAUAGGUCUAGAAUUAAGAUUGAGAGUGUUGUCCCGAAUGCGGUUCGAGUUGGUGCCUCACCAAAUUCGCCAAAGCCUAUUUGCGUGCCACCAAACGUCGUGGAUAAUGCAGUUGAGAGUGGAUUCAAAUUUCUGCCAUUGGCAUCCUAUUCAGAUGUUUUUGGCGAUUUGGUGAAGCCGAAGGGGCUGAUUUGUGGAAAUUGUGGUGGAAUUUGCGACUCUGGUCACUAUAAAUAUACCAAGGGUGAAUUCAUAAUUUGCAUAAACUGUUUCAAAAGUCAAAAUUAUGGGGAGAACAGGUCUAUGGAUGAAUUCAAGCUCAAUGAGUGUGCAGAAAACAAGGGUAGUAAUGGAGCUAUCUGGACUGAGGCAGAAACCCUACUUCUUUUAGAAUCUGUAUUGAAGCAUGGGGAUGACUGGGAGCUCGUUGCUCAAAAUGUUCAAACCAAAAGCAAGGUUGAUUGUAUAUUGAAACUCAUUGAAUUGCCUUUUGGAGAGCUUGUGUUGGGUUCUGCCCACAAAUAUGGUAAUUAUGGUGGCCUCAAUGGCAGUAUGAAUGGAACAAAACAAGUCCAGUUAUCUUCAUUUGAACGUCAUGAAGCUAUCAGAUUAGAGGGUCAAUGUCAUGAACAGAUUAAUGAAAGGGAGGAAAAUGGAGACACUGUGGACCAAGGUCAUCCUUCAAAAAGACAGCGCAUUGCAUCCCUUUCAGAUGCCGGUAGUUCACUUAUGAAACAGGUUGCUCGGAUCUCAACCAUGGUUGGUUCUCAAAUCACAGCUGCUGCAGCUGAGGCUGCUGUUACAGCACUUUGUGACGAAAACUCAUUUCCAAGAGAGAUCUUUGAUGUUGAGGAGGAUCAUAUUUCUAAUGGAUUAUCUUCGCCCACUGCAAGUUACGAAGCAGAAAGAGUCCUUAAGAAUGAAGAAUCUAAGACGAAGGAAGGUUUGACUCAAUCAGAAACUGCAAAUACACCCCACAAGAGGGAUGAUAUACCUCUAGCUCUGCAAAUUAGAGCUUCCAUUGCAACAGCUCUUGGGGCAGCUGCUGCUCGUGCUAAAUUGUUAGCUGAGCAGGAGGACAGAGAGGUUGAAAAUUUAGUGGCGAUCAUAAUUGAAACACAGAUGAAAAAGUUGCACCACAAAAUCAAGCAUUUUGAAGAUCUGGAGCUGAUAAUGGAGAAGGAAUACGCUGAAAUGGAAGAACUUAAAGAUUGCCUUUUAGCAGAACGGAUUGGAGUCCUACAGAAGGCAAUCAAUGCCGGUAUCUCUAGAUGGAGGGAUCACUCUGUAAAAUCUUAAGAUUGGUAGCAUAUUUAACUGAAGAUUUUGUUGAUAUCAUUGAGAAGGCAAAGGAGAAGAAGAAGAAGACGAAGAGAUGAGAUCUGAGAUGCACGUUAUGAAACCCUUAUAAAAAAAAAGAUGCGCCUUAUGAAAUUUCAAUGUACGCUUUUGUGUUUAUUUCUAAGCAGAAAUCGAUGUUACCGCCAGUUGCACUUAAAUUUACAAUUAGGCUGAUGAACACCAUUUUCGUCCCAUUAGUUGGCUAGAAGCUCUUUAGAAAUGUUCACAGCACUAGGUUCAAUAAUAUUUCCUUGGCAGCAUUUAUCUUCUA